Acaulospora morrowiae is the source of this 598-nucleotide messenger RNA. The record is from the annotation of a GenBank genome assembly. Lineage: Eukaryota; Fungi; Glomeromycota; Glomeromycetes; Diversisporales; Acaulosporaceae.
AUGCCAAGUCAACAAUUAAAUACCGAUUGCAACAUUUUAGAAUACCUGAAAUACCUUGAAGACUACAUAGAUACAUUAGAGACUUUGCCGGCAGAUAUGCAACGAAGCUUUACCCUUUUGAAACAACUUGAUGCAAACGCGCAAGAUGAACUUGAUAAGGUUGCGGAACUGUCUAGGCGAUUGGCACAAAAUAUAUCUGAACUUAGUCCUGAAAACAGAAUAGACCAACUGAGAAAGAUUAGUGAUGAUCUAUGCAUGACCUGGAAAUUUGCCGAAGAGAGAGUGUCAAUUGCAAUGUCAGCGUAUGAAUCCGUUGAUAUGCACAUCAGAAGGUUGGAUGAUGAUCUCAAAAAGUUGGAGGAUACUUUGAUGACUGGUCCUAGUAAAACUCAUGAAACAACCGAUGAUGUCAUUCAAGAGGAGAAGAAUUCUCGUAAGCGAGCUGUCAAAAACGACGAGAAAGCAAAGAAACGAGCAGUAAAUGGUGAUUUAAAACAGAUUCAAACUGUCGAAGAUAUGCCCAUCGAUCCAAAUGAGCCGCUUUACUGUUAUUGCAAUAACGUCAGUUAUGGCGAGAUGGUUGCCUGUGAUAAUGAAU